Messenger RNA from Lobosporangium transversale, 1617 nucleotides. RefSeq lists its product as hypothetical. The coding region runs from base 1 to 1617 and encodes 538 amino acids. Gene Ontology annotation, biological process: poly(A)+ mRNA export from nucleus. NCBI's taxonomy places the organism in Eukaryota, Fungi, Mortierellomycota, Mortierellomycetes, Mortierellales, Mortierellaceae. Gene Ontology annotation, cellular component: nucleus. The transcript is spliced from 8 exons. The record is from RefSeq and is a predicted model, not a curated record. Gene Ontology annotation, molecular function: RNA binding; protein binding.
AUGACAGGAUUCGUCUCCUUUACCGUCGAUAAUUUGACGCAAGCUAAGGCCGUCAAAGCUUUGUCUGGGAUUCGCUUCAAAAGGAUGAAGCUAUUAAUCAAGACCACCGCGGAUGACACAAUUUUGAAUAGUUCAGGAGGGGCAUCGCGAACAGGAACUACUGUUUCUAGCAGCAAUACAAUCGAAACCAUCCGUACUUUCCUUCGAUCUCGUUAUAACGGAGGAUUUUUGAACCUUGAAAAUAUGUCCAAGGAUGAAAUUCUACGCACCGCUAGGAUAAUUCCGCCAGGACGAAGCAAGAGCCGCUCUGAUGUUGGGGCAGUCAUGAUGAAGGCUGCUGCAGAGAUGUUUCCAGAUGUCACCACUAUCUCGCUCGCUUCUAACGGAUUGACAUCACUAGAGCCUGUUGCAGCCAUCAGCAAAUUCUUCCCAAAUCUUCAAAACUUGUCUUUGAAGGAUAAUAGUAUUUCAAACUACAAGGAACUGGAAUACUUGAGCACAAAAAAGUUACCUAACCUCAGAGAGCUCAUAUUGAUGGGUAAUCCUAUACGUGAGCGGGAUAUUGAGAAAAACAAGGAUGACAUUGCCUACAGAAGUGAAGUUACAAAGAUUUUCACUUCCAUUUCUAUUCUGGAUCAAUUACCUGUAGCGCCCAAAAUUUCAUUCGGAUUAGGUAAUCUUGUUAAAGAUGUGGGCGUUACUUCGGCACCACCACUUCCUGCUCCCAUCAAGGGCAAUUUCUUUGAUAAUCCGGAAACACAAUCCAUGGUUCUAGAAUUCCUUACAAGAUAUUUGGAUAUGUUUGAUACGAACAGAAGCAUGCUAGAGCAUGCAUACGACAGCAAUGCCACAUUCUCAUAUUCAGUAAUGAUACAACCCUCUCCACUCCAAAAGAGUAAAGGGAAACCGACUGAAAACUGGUCUGCUUACAUUCCACAAUCACGCAAUUUGUUGCGUAUCAGGGACCUCGGCCAAAGAACUACAAGAUUGUACUUCGGAAGCCAAGACAUCAUCCAACAAGGGUUGAUGAAACUCCCUGACACAAAGCAUGACCUUGCUGAUGCAUCCAAAUUCUGUAUUGAUGCUUGGCAGACAGGCGGGCUUCUGCCUGCAGUGUGUAUUUACAUCAUGAUUCAUGGCGAGCUCCAAGAGGUCCGCCGCAAUCGCGAAGUUAUUUUAAAGUCAUUCGACCGAUCCUUUAUUAUUGCUCCUGCUCCACCGAACUCAAGUGCUGCAAUGCAUGGAUGGAAAUGUGUAAUUGUCUCUGAUCAACUCGUCUUCCGAGGAUACAAUGGAUCACUUGCCUGGAAACCAGAUGAAGAGAUCAAUGUGACGCCUGGAAUGGCCGCUGCCGUUGCUGGAGCAUCCGCGUUCAAUAACCCAUCGCUGGCACCAGUACCUGGAGCACCUGUGGCUCCUCAAGUUCCCAUGAAGGGCACCACCCCGGAGCAACAUGCCAAGGCGCAGGAGCUCCAGAAGCUUACUGGACUGAAUUAUCCUUAUGCACUGCAAUGUCUCAUGGCCAGCGGUUGGGAUGUUGCCAAGGGCGUUGCUCUGACCAACGAGAACCGAGCCAACAUCCCACCAGAUGCUUGGCAGCAACCAUCUUUUCGUUAA